Somion occarium is the source of this 1272-nucleotide messenger RNA. The record is from the annotation of a GenBank genome assembly. NCBI's taxonomy places the organism in Eukaryota, Fungi, Basidiomycota, Agaricomycetes, Polyporales, Cerrenaceae.
UUGGGCUUGCAGAAGUUCUGUUCUGCGUGAUGCUCUCGUCUUUCAGACGUUCACUUCCAUCAUGUCGCACUUUUGCCACGAGAGUACACCCAAAGAAAGGGGACAAAGUGGUAGUUGCUAUGUCUGGCGGAGUAGACUCCUCCGUAGUUGCAGGAUUACUAGCACAACAGGACUAUGAUCUUUCUGCAAUAUUCAUGCGCAAUUGGGAUACCCGGGAUGAAUCAGGAACAGACGAAGGCUGCGAAUGGAAGAAGGAUUGGGCAGACGUUCAAAGUGUCUGUAAGAAACUCGAUAUACCCUGUAAGAUGGUGGAUUUGUCAAAAGAGUACUGGGUCAGAGUGUUUGAGCCUGCCCUACGAAUAUGGGAAGAAGGUGGUACUCCAAAUCCAGAUGUUUGGUGUAAUAAAGAAGUCAAGUUCGGCGCUUUGUUAGAUCACCUUCCAGUCAAGGAUGCAUGGCUAGCCACUGGUCAUUAUGCCAGCAAGUCAUGGUCAGAACCGGCUUCUUCAGAAGCAGGACCUUCAAUCCUUCCUCGUCCAAAGCUCACCCGCCCGUCAGAUCGACACAAGGACCAAACAUACUACCUUUCAUCUAUCAGCGAAUCCGCUUUGGCUAGGACGUUAUUUCCCAUAGCAGACUAUCCGAAGGGUGUCGUCCGAACACUGGCACAGGACUGGCAGCUUCCAACAGCUAGUCGAGCAGAGAGCAUGGGACUGUGUUUCGUUGGCGAGAAGAAACGAUUUCAUGAUUGGCUAUCGCAAUACGUACCCCCCAAACCAGGUCGCAUUAUCGACCAAACGACCGGUGAAGUUGUUGGCGAGCAUCAAGGCCUGCAUAUGUUCACGAUUGGCCAGAAUGCUCGAGUCAGAGGUAUGAAGGAGAAGAUGUACGUCUCCGCAAAAGAUAUCAAGACCAAUGAUAUUUUCAUUGUACCCGGAAGUACACACCCAGCGCUGAUGAAGAAGACUAUCUUUGCACGAGAUUGGAGAUGGAUAUGGUCAGACGCACCUCCUUUCGAGAUCGACAAUGCCCAAGGCUACCGAGCUCAGCUAAGAUUCCGACAUCGGAUGUCAGAUGCUUUAUGUACUGUUCGAAGGAACUCGGAGAAUUCGAUGGUCAUUGAAUGUGAUGAACCUCAACUAGGGGUCGCGACAGGUCAGGUUGCUGUACUAUGGGAUGGUGAUUGGUGUCUUGGUUCUGGGACAAUUGAGAGUGCAAGUUGAGAAGGGGGUCCAAUGUGGCAAUCGUCAUAUCGCUGUUAGCACUGCUCGG